Molecule: messenger RNA, 1650 nt
Organism: Arvicanthis niloticus (Nile rat)
Lineage: Eukaryota; Metazoa; Chordata; Mammalia; Rodentia; Muridae
Product: cytochrome P450 2D10
Biological process (GO): xenobiotic metabolic process; arachidonate metabolic process
Cellular component (GO): intracellular membrane-bounded organelle; cytoplasm
Molecular function (GO): iron ion binding; oxidoreductase activity, acting on paired donors, with incorporation or reduction of molecular oxygen, reduced flavin or flavoprotein as one donor, and incorporation of one atom of oxygen; heme binding
Source: RefSeq, a predicted model, not a curated record
GGCUUGUUGAUCCUAGAUGUUGUAUUGAGUGUUGGUCAUUGAUCUCUGGGAAGCGUGAGCAGAAGUGGGGCUGUGAUGGGGCUGCUGACUGGGACUGGCCUGUGGCCUGUGGCCAUAUUCACAGUCAUCUUCAUAUUACUGGUGGACCUAAUGUACAGGCGCCAGCGCUGGAAUUCUCGUUAUCCACCAGGCCCUGUGCCAUGGCCUGUGCUGGGUAACCUGCUGCAGGUGGACCUAGAUAUCAUGCCAUAUAGCCUGUACAAGCUUAAAAACCGCUAUGGUGACGUGUUCAGCCUGCAGAUGGCCUGGAAGCCAGUGGUUGUGAUCAACGGGCUGAAGGCGAUGCAGGAAGUGCUGGUGACCUGUGGAGAGGACACUUCUGACCGCCCUGCAUUGCCCAUCUUUGAGUACCUGGGUUUGAGGCCCAGAUCCCAAGGUGUGGUCCUUGCACCAUACGGGCACGAGUGGCGAGAGCAGAGGCGAUUCUCUGUGUCCACUCUGCGCAACUUCGGCCUGGGAAAGAAAUCUCUGGAGGAGUGGGUGACCAAGGAGGCCGGACACCUCUGUGAUGCCUUCACCGCCCAGGCUGGGCAGUCCAUCAAUCCCAACACCAUGCUGAACAAAGCUGUGUGCAAUGUCAUUGCAUCUCUCAUUUUUGCCCGUCGUUUUGAAUAUGAAGACCCUUACCUCAUCAGGAUGCUGAAAGUACUGGAAGAAAGUUUGACAGAAGUCUUUGGCUUUAUUCCUGAGGUUCUUAACGCGUUCCCGAUUCUCCUGCACAUCCCAGGGCUGGCUGACAAGGUUUUCCAAGGUCAGAAGACCUUCAUGGCCAUACUGGAUAACCUGUUGACUGAGAACAGGACCACGUGGGACUCUGCCCAGCCACCCCGAAAUUUGACUGAUGCCUUCCUGGCAGAGAUAGAGAAGGCAAAGGGGAAUCCUGACAGCAGCUUCAAUGAUGAGAACUUACAGAAGGUUGUGGGUGACCUGUUUGCUGCAGGGAUGGUGACCACCUCAACCACACUGUCCUGGGCCCUACUGCUCAUGAUCCUGCAUCCACAUGUGCAGCGCAGAGUCCAACAGGAAAUCGAUGAGGUUAUAGGGCAGGUGAGGCAUCCUGAGAUGGCAGACCAGGCCCGCAUGCCCUACACCAAUGCUGUCAUCCAUGAGGUGCAGCGCUUUGCAGACAUUGCUCCAUUGAAUUUUCCACGCAUCACCAGUCGGGACAUUGAAGUGCAGGACUUCCUCAUCCCCAAGGGGACACUCCUCAUCCCCAAUCUGUCCUCUGUGCUGAAGGAUGAGACUGUCUGGGAGAAGCCCCUCCACUUCCAUCCUGAACACUUCCUGGAUGCCCAGGGCCACUUUGUGAAGCAGGAAGCCUUUAUGCCAUUCUCAGCAGGCCGCCGAGCAUGCCUGGGGGAGCCCCUGGCCCGCAUGGAGCUCUUCCUCUUCUUCACCUGCCUCCUGCAGCGCUUUAGCUUCUCAGUGCCCACUGGACAGCCCCGGCCCAGCGACCAUGGCACCUUUGCUGUUCCAGUUGCCCCAACCCCCUACAAGCUCUGUGCUGUGUUGAGAGAGCAAGGACAAUAAAUCCAGACCUGCUCUGCAGGGAAGGCUGAACCAUGCAAAAUAAACCAGUCUUGUGGCUGC